AUGGCCUCUUCUGGAUAUGCUGCGUCGGAUGCAGCCCUUUCCUCACUAAAUAAAGAACUAAGGCCGAAGUUAUCCAGCUCGGCCUUGAUCACGGCUUCGACCGACCCUGACUGGGAGGAAUAUGCUCGAUGGAGCGCAUACAACUCUCCCAUUCCUGGGGCGGUUGUGUCUCCUGCCUCUGAGCAGGAUGUAGCUGUCAUUGUUCAACACUGCAUCUCCAAUGGAGUGCCUUUCCUGGCCCAGUCCGGAGGACACGGAUGGUCCAGCACCCUGAACCUGGGCCCCGACGGGAUCAUCAUUAGCCUUAGAAAGCUAAACACUGUCACUUUCAACCACGAUGGGACAGAGGUCAUCAUUGAAGGCGGUGCUUUAACCUCCGAAGUUAUGGAGGCUGCUUCGCAAAAAGGGUCGCUCGUCAUUACAGGAAAUUGUAACUCUGUCGGCGCCCUUGGUGCUGCUCUGGGCGGCGGCUACGGCUUCUUGACUGGCCUGCGUCCCCAUCGGCGUGGCCAUAUCUUAUCCCUAACCGUUGUGUCUGGAACCGGUGCCCUCAAGACCGUCACUGCCGAGAGUGAUCCUGAUCUCUUCUGGGGCCUCCGCGGCGCUGCUCCCAACCUUGGUAUAGUCACUUCGGUCGUGAUGAAGGCGUAUCCGGUCGAGGCCUCGGGCCAGUACGCCUGGCUCGGGGCCCUUGUUUAUCCAGCAGACAAGGUCGAGCCCGUUCUCAGAGCAGUCAGCGAACUCACCUUGACGCCGAAGAUGACCGUAUUCUUCUACUUCCUUACAUCUGGGGCCCCGGACUACAGUCCACUGAUAGCUGUUGCACCCUGGUAUUACGGCACCGAAGCCGAAGGGCGCGUAGCUUUUGCUUCCGUGAUUGACAUUGGCCCCAUAGCUGAUACCACCCAAGUGCUGUAUUACCCCAGAUGGAAUGAAAAAGCUGCGGCCUUCUGCACCCGUGGCGGCUACAAACCUUCGUUUGGAGUUGGCCUUUCUUCCAUCGUGCUCGAAACCUGGAUAAAGGUCUGGGACGAGUUUGUGUCGUGGACUGCUUUGAGCGGCACUGGUAGCAGCGUGGUUUUGAUGGAGGCGUAUUGCCUUGACAUGGUCCGAUCUGUCCCUGAUCAUUCGUCCUCGUUCCCAUGGCGAAGCAACAUCACUAUCAACGCGAUUGUGAUUCCUUGGUUUACGGACAAGAAGCUGGCAGAGGAGGCUCUGUCGCUAGGCCGGCGUAUUCGACGUCUACUACAGUCCACUGAUGACCUUAAGUCCCCGGCUGUGUACGUUAACUUUGCCCAUGGCGAUGAGGAUCCGGCAGAGAUAUACGGCUCAAAUCUCCCUCGCCUACGGGAUAUCAAAGCCAGGGAAGAUCCAAACAACUUCUUCUGCCACUGGUUCGGGAUUGGCUCUACGCCUUGA
Molecule: messenger RNA, 1419 nt
Organism: Trichophyton rubrum CBS 118892
Lineage: Eukaryota; Fungi; Ascomycota; Eurotiomycetes; Onygenales; Arthrodermataceae
Exons: 3
Coding region: 1-1419 (472 amino acids)
Molecular function (GO): oxidoreductase activity; FAD binding
Source: RefSeq, a predicted model, not a curated record